GGAAGAAGGCGGAAGGCUGUUGUCUGCAAAAUGAAGUUUGUGUGCUCUAUCCUGGUCGCCUUGGCCUCCUUGGCCAUUGCCAGCGGCUUUGUGAGCACGCCCCUGAGGCGGAUCUCAUCCCGGCCCUCAUCUCCCGCCACCCCCUCAUCGCUCCAAAUGAGAUCUCCCUCGCCACCAUCACCAUCACCACCACAGAUGGAAGAUACGGCCUCCCCCCUCCCUCUGCUUGCGCCGCUGCUCGGCCUCGCAUCUGCCGCUCUGCCGUCAGUCGCACAGGCAGGCGAGAUUGUGGAUGGCGUGUAUGAGCUCAAGGAGCCCUGCCGCGAAUUCCUCGGCGUGGCGCUUUGCAUCCCCGUGCCCGACGCCGUCAAUGCCUUCGUGGGUCUGGACUGGGGCCGGUACAUCACUCUGACGUGCCUGGGUCUGUUUGGGUUUCUGGCGCUGUAUGGGCUGAUCCGGGUGCCGCUAGCCGAGCCGCUGCGUGAGCUGCCUGAGCAGCAGUACCCGCCGCUCUUCACUGCUGAUGGGGAGGCCUACCUGGACGAGCUGAGGACGGAGCUGGGCACCAAGGGGAUUGUCGCCAAGAACCCCUACCCGACCAGCAAGGACAACUAGAUCACAUCAAGACCGAGAGAGAGAUCGGGUGUGGUGUGAUGUGUGAUGGGAGAGAGAGAGAGAUCUGAGUUUUGACUUGCUGAGUGGCGGAUGAAUGACACGUGCGGUGGGAGAGAGAGGGGGGGAGGGAUGUGAUCUACUACUCAGCCGUGAGGAAGGAAGGCUCAGCACAGUCAGAACAUGCUUACUCUUUGCCCUGGCUGGGAGUUUGGCUGUGGUCUCCAAUGCCACAGAAGGUGUUGGCCGCCUUGCCGACAGCUUGUGCGGCACCGGAGGGUCGGAUACCAGCCCCACUCACAGGCUAAUGUGAUGUGAUAUUAUGAUGGGGUGAUAGUGUAUGCGCCUGUCUGAGCAGUGUGUGGGGGUGAUGGCUCUCAGAAAGUGAGCACCACACGGCAGCCAUAUGGCCAACACGUGUGUGGUGCUGCCGUGUAGUGCUUGAUUUCUUGAGGGAGCCAUCAUCUGCACUGCACUGCUUUGUGGUGUUGGUAUUUUUGUCCUCUGGCUCACUGCAAUAUGGGCUGGUCGGUCAGGGGACACGACACUUUCAGACAUUAAUGGCUCGCCACUUUGAAACUCCUUCC
This is a messenger RNA of Vitrella brassicaformis, 1199 nucleotides long. The record is from the annotation of a GenBank genome assembly. NCBI's taxonomy places the organism in Eukaryota, Vitrellaceae.